AUGGAGACCUCAACAUCUAAGAACACUGAAGGCCCUAGCACACCAGCUGCUGAACCCAGUUCUGAUCCUGACAAAACCCCCACAUCACUGAGGAAGUGCACCAGACGUAUUACCCUUUAUGGUGGGCCAAGAGCGAGUUCUUUGUUAAAACUUCCCGAGACUCAAUCAUUACAUCAUGAGUACAGUUCACUGGCUUGCACAGUUGAUAUUGUGGAUGAUGUGGAGGCUGCUAUUGGCCACAUACACCAGUAUGGAAGUUCUCACACCAAUGCCAUUGUCACUGAUGAUCUUGAAGUUGCUGAAACGUUUUUGCACAGAGUGGACAUCGCUGCAGUAUUUCAUAGCAAAUGCACACGGUUUUGUGAUGGAGCACGAUUUGGACUUGGUGCUGAGGUUGGAGUAACAAGCAUGAUUCAUGCCUGAGGUCCGGUUGGAGUUGAAGGAUUGUUAACAACUCGAUGGUAUUGUUUUAAAUGAAAUGAACUGAGUUGAUUAUUCUGUAAGUUUUAACAGGCUGGAAUAAGUACAAGCAUGAUCCAUUGCUUUUGGUUACUGCAAAAUAACAACGGACAUUACCAGCUCUUUAAAUAAUGUCAUCAGAC
This is a messenger RNA of Hibiscus syriacus, 602 nucleotides long. Its product is annotated as delta-1-pyrroline-5-carboxylate synthase B-like. The transcript is spliced from 5 exons. Lineage: Eukaryota; Viridiplantae; Streptophyta; Magnoliopsida; Malvales; Malvaceae. The coding region runs from base 1 to 423 and encodes 140 amino acids. The record is from RefSeq and is a predicted model, not a curated record. Gene Ontology annotation, molecular function: glutamate-5-semialdehyde dehydrogenase (NADP+) activity.